Ipomoea nil (Japanese morning glory) is the source of this 1476-nucleotide messenger RNA. RefSeq lists its product as uncharacterized. The record is from RefSeq and is a predicted model, not a curated record. Lineage: Eukaryota; Viridiplantae; Streptophyta; Magnoliopsida; Solanales; Convolvulaceae. Bases 1 to 1476 code for a protein of 491 amino acids. The transcript has 4 exons.
AUGGUUUCUGAAGCCAGUGAUGAAGUUUCUCCAGUAUAUAUUCUAGAACCCUUGGAUGGAAAUCGGGCCGGGGCAUUCCUUCAAUACUUUGCACAUCGAGCCCUAGAAUUGGUUGAGGCCUCUCGACGGCAAGCGGAGGCGCAACCUCUGUAUCUCGCAGCUGCUCAAAAAGAGGCAACACACAGACAGGAGAUCCUCCGAAACAGGUCAAACUAUUCUGAAACUCCUAUUGAAAUUUCACCAGAUAAACUUGAUGUUUCUGCUACCCCAUCUUGUGUGCCUGUUAUUUCUGAAAAUUUAACUGCUUUGGAUUCCGAGAAGCCUCUUAUGAAUGUUGAUUCUUUAUCUCUGCCUUUGAGUGAAUCUGUUGUCGUUUACUCUUCUGAUAAUAUUGCUCUGCCUCCUGCUGAGAAUGUUGAUGACACUAAAGAAACUUGCUCUGUUAUUGAUACUCCUGUUUUACCUACUACUGUUGAAACUGUUGAUUUAUCAAGCCCCCACAAGUAUGAGAAAACAGGUGGAAUUCCUGUUUACACUGCAACAUCUUUAGGAGAGAGUCUGGAACAUGUGCGACUCUUUGCUGGGCUACCAUCUGAUUCCAUCCCUCAACCAUAUCGAGUGAUUCAUCCUUCCGAAUCCUCAAGUGAAGAUGAUAAAAUACUGGCUAAAGUGUAUGGAUCUCAAGCACUUCAAUCUGAUGUUCCAACUGUUGAGUCCCCAACCAAGGAAACAAGACGGUCAAAAAGGAAGAAUGUCCCAGUAAAGGUUGUUGUUGAGACCGGUGAUGAUAAUGCUGAUGUGGAUCAGCUUGAGAAGAAGAAAAACUCGACCCUUUCUGUCAGAAAAGGGAAGCCAUCCACACGAUCAAGAGGUCGAAGUAUCACCCCUGAGGUCCCACCUGUUGAAGAAACUGACCCAUCUGUUUACCGGCCUCAGUUUGUAUCUCCUGCUGCACAGACCAAAUGGGCCACUAUGGUUAGAAGGGAUCUUAUUGUUCAAAGAUCGGUGGACGAGAACCAGCUGAACUCCGUUUGUGACAUUCUGCCCUUGCUGAAUGAAGUCGGAUUGUUGAAAACUGUCACGGACAUCUGCCCUUACUCUAAGCUGCUCACAUAUGAAUUCUAUUUCAAUCUCAAUGAUGAGAUUGACGUUCUCACAGGGCCACGACCGAUGCAGAUCUUUAUCAGAGGAAGGUGGUAUGUUUUUUGGCCGGAUAUGAUUAAUGAAUACUAUGGCUUGCCAGCAGUUCAAGAAGAAGCUGUUGCUGACUGGGACUUAGUUGCCAGAACUCUGACCGGUGGGCAGACAGAAUCAUGGCCUACGGGUGACAAGGACUAUCUGCAAAGCUCCCAUCUCACGUCCAGAUAUGUGAUUUUACACCGCCUAGCUCUUCACAACUGGCUCCCAUCAGCCCAUUUUCACACAGUUGGCAAGCUUCUGGCUGGGUUCUUAUUUCGAAUUGGAACAAAGAUGUAA